Molecule: messenger RNA, 4845 nt
Organism: Leptopilina boulardi
Lineage: Eukaryota; Metazoa; Arthropoda; Insecta; Hymenoptera; Figitidae
Product: WD repeat-containing protein 47
Exons: 11
Coding region: 97-2964 (955 amino acids)
Molecular function (GO): protein binding
Source: RefSeq, a predicted model, not a curated record
CGACAGUUUGCUGCAGGCAUUUCGGAGUGAAAGAGUGUGUGAGUGCGCGGUCCUGACGUUUUUCGCCACGAUCAGCGGUUGCGUAUUCGGUACGUGAUGCCGGCAGCGCAUCUAACGCUGCGUGAGGAGGACGUGGUGCGACUUACAUUGGAGUUCUUGCAUGGACGAGACCUUCACAUAUCCCAAUUAUCCUUGGAACGUGAGACUGGAGUGAUAAAUGGCCAGUACAGCGAUGAUGUUCUGUUUCUUCGUCAACUUAUUCUCGAUGGUCAGUGGGAUGAUGUAUUGGAGUUCAUUCAACCAUUGGAAGCGUUACCUGAUUUUGAUAUGAGAAAAUUUACUUAUUCAAUAUUGAGACAUAAAUACGUUGAAUUAUUAUGCAUUAAAUCAGAGGCAAAUGUAAUAAUCACUGGUACUAAUGGAAGUGUUGAUAAUGCUGUUGAGGAAGUUGUCAAAGUACUCAGCGAUUUGGAAAAAGUUGCACCAACAAAAGAUGAAUACAGUAGUUUAUGUUUACUAUUAACAUUACCACGUCUCACCGAUCAUUUACAAUAUAAAGACUGGAAUCCAAGUAAUGCACGAGUUCAAUGCUUUCGUGAGGUGCAUCCACUUGUUGAGAAAUUUUUACCUGGCGAUCGAAAAAGUUCUGAUCCAUUACAUCCGGUGACGUCGGCAAAAAAUGAUAGACUUAUUCAAUUGAUUAUUAAGGGAAUUCUUUAUGAAUCGUGUGUUAAUUAUUGUCAGGCGAAAGCUACUGGAUCCAAAGAAAGUGAACAGAUUGAAAUGAGUUUCUCGAGGCUAUUGGAUGGCUCAGUGGGAUUUAGCGAUUCGGAUCUUAGUUUAUUGUCAUGGUUGCAGAGUAUUCCAUCGGAGACGUUUGCCGUUCCAUUUGCUCAACGAACAUUAAAUGUUGAUGUUGAGCGGUUAGAGAGACCUUCGUUAGAGACUUCGUGGACUGAACAUAUGUUAAUUACGCCAAUUAAACCAAAAACUUUUCCUCAUAGUGCAAUGCCCUUUACAAGGCCAAGAUCAGCGGCUGAUAUGAUGUCAAGGAGUUUAGUUCCAGCAUUGGAGGCUGGUUUGAUGGGACCAAGAAGCCCUGGUCCAAGGAGUACAAUGAUUCCAUCGGCUGCAUUAAUGGCAUUAUCGACAGGUGAUAUUAAUCCAAUGUCAAGAUCAUCAUUUGCCAGCUUUCAUCUCACUGGAUUUAAAAAUAAUAAAUUAAUGAACACAAGUGUUGAUCGUUUAUUUGAAAAUGAGGGCGAUGUCUUUCUUAGUUCGAGUUAUGCGGAAUUUCAACAAUUACCCUCAAUUCAAGAGGCGAUUAAUUCAACGCAACCCAAAGCGACACAACUCAAAGCACGAGCCAGUUCCAAAAGUCCCGAUGGUGUCAAGAUAAAUCCAUCGGCGGCAUCUACACCUGAACGAAGAAUGCCUGGUCGAGAGUCACCUGCAUUAUCGACUGCAAGAAGCUCAAGGAGGGAUUCCUUAACAGAUAAACCAGUGGGUGUUACAACUAAAGUCACUGAUGCUGCAAUUAAUCAUCCAAUAUCAUCUGGAGACAAUUUAGAGCAAAGUUACAAUGGCGAUCUUUUUAAAGAAUAUCAAAAACAAAAGCAAAGGCUUCAAGAAACGAUACAACAAAAGGAAAGGGAGAGGGAUGAACUUGUUAGACAAUUAUCAGCACCUGUUGCUUCUCAAAUUAUCGACAAUCGAUUGCACAAUGAAAACAUAAAACAACCCCUAGGAAAUAAAGGACCAUCACCUGUGCAUACCGGCACGCCAGCUAGAUCCGGUAUUCAGUCACCCAAACCAACAAUCAAUGGAUCAGACUCAGUCACGAAGCAGAAUUCAACAUCAUCAAACAUAUACGACUCAAGAAUUUCAGAAGGGAACUACGACAUCGUGAAACCAGUUAAGCAGGAACCAAGACCGGAUUUGGAUGUGAGUAACGGAAGUAGCAAUGGGGGUCGACCGAGAUUUAUUCCAGUUACCGCACUCGAAGAUGUUCAAGCCGUUCGCUGUGCUGAAUUUCAUCCCCAUGGAAAACUCUAUGCAGUUGGAUCUAAUUCGAAAACCCUUAGAAUAUGCGCUUAUCCAAAACUCAGCGAUGUUCGGGAAGAUCAUCAGACAUACCAACCAACAGUUCUUUUUAAAAGAACAAAACAUCACAAAGGCUCGAUUUAUUGUUUGGCUUGGACACCAGAUGGUCAUUUAAUGGCAACAGGAAGUAAUGACAAAACAGUGAAAUUAAUGCGCUUUAAUGCUGAUACCUCAAAUCUAGAAGGCCAAGAAGUGGAAUUGUCAAUGCAUGACGGAACAGUUCGUGAUCUUUGUUUUCUUGAGGACACAUCAAAUAAAUCUAGUCUCCUUAUUAGUGGAGGAGCUGGAGAUUGUAAAAUUUAUGUAACCGAUUGCGCAACGGGAACACCAUUCCAAGCAUUGAGCGGUCACAGUGGACAUGUUUUGUCCCUUUAUAAUUGGGGUGGUGCAAUGUUUGUCAGUGGUGGUCAGGAUAAAACAGUGAGAUUUUGGGAUCUCAGGACGAGAGGCUGCGUUAAUAUGGUUACACCAGCAACUGUACCUGGUAGCAAGGUUGGCAGUGCAGCAGCUGCUGUUUGCGUGGAUCCUUCAGGACGGCUUUUAGUCUCUGGUCACGAGGACAGUAGUUGUGUACUUUUCGAUAUUCGCGGUGGAAGAACUGUUCAAUGUUUCAAACCUCAUUCCUCGGAUAUCAGAAGUAUACGUUUCUCACCCUCAGCCUAUUAUCUUCUAACUGGAGGAUAUGAUAAUAAACUUGUCCUAACGGAUCUACAGGGUGACUUGACGAUGCCACUACCAAGUGUUGUUGUUGCUCAACAUCAGGAUAAAGUAAUUUCUGGACGUUGGCAUCCAACAGAAUUCUCAUUCCUGAGUACCUCUGCUGAUAAAACGGCAACUCUUUGGGCUUUACCACCAAUUUAGAUCAAAUGCUCUCUUUCCAUCUCUUUCUAUUGAGAUUUUAAUUGCUUUCAGAAAUUUCCCUUAUUUAUUGUUUUUCAUUCUCGUUGAAUAAUUAUUUCGAGGAACGUUUAAUUAUAAAAUAUAAAAAAAAAUUAAUUAAUCAGUUAAACCAAAAUUUAAUGUAACUAAUUGAUUUGAUAAUUUAAUUAUUUAAAUUGAUUUCAUUACAUUAUAAAAAUGUUUUUUUUUUUAAAGAAUAUUUUCUAUUGGUUAUUUAAUUAUUUUCUAUUCCUAUAAUUAAAAAGUAAAAUAAUAUUAAAAACUUUGGCAAUUUUUUGUAAAAAAAUUUCACAAAGACAUUUUCUUUAUUGAUCCUCGAAUAUUAAAUUCACCGAUGAAACCUUAUUAAUCUCCCCCCAUAUUCGCGCAUUAAAUAACUAUAAUCAACAAAGUAUAUUUAUAUUCUUUAAAUUUACUUGAUGAUUUUAAUACAAGCCUUACUGUAUUUACUUUGUUAACCGUUUUUUAAUGUUUUUUUUAGUCUCGACACCGUUCAAAAAAAAAAAAAGAAAAACAAUAAAGUGUUGGAUUCUAAUUGUAAAAACGUGAAAUAUUAAGGGCCAUCGUUUAUCUCAUUGUAAUUUCUAUUAUAUACAAUUGAGAAAUUGUGCCUAAAUGGCAGGGACCGAAUAUAUGAAAAAAAACUAAUUGGCUAAUUCUAUUUUUACGUGUUUUUAAACACGGAGCGAUAAGUACUUGUACCUUGAUAUUUUAUUCUCAUUUUUUUUUAAUUUUUAUUUAAUUAAUGUAAACUUUGUCUUGAUUGUGUAUUGUAAAUAUGUUAUAACGCGAAAAAUUCAAGAAAACACAAUCGUGACAGUCAGCAUUAAAGACAAUUAUAUUUUAGUCGCUCUCUUUUUUUUUAUUCGAUAAUCGUCGGAUAAAAUAAUUUUUAUUUUCUAAUUGUGUUUUUAAUUCAUAUUUCAAAAUAAUAAUAAUUAUUAUUAUUAUUAUUGUCGCGAAGAAUUAUUUCGAUAUAAUAUUUUCUUUACGAACAACAACAAAAAAAUGUUUCCACGAUAAAUUAUUUAGAAAAUUAAUUGAACAUUGUGUCAAUAGGUUUUUUUUUUUGUUUCUAACACAUAAACGUUCAGACAAUGGAUCCAAUUCAUUAUUCGAAUUAAUUUUCAAAUAUUAUAAUUGUGGAAAUCGUGCUGAAGCGUUUUACUUCCAAAACUUCAUUUACCAAUUUUACGAGUCACGCCAAAUAUCUAUAAAUAUACAUAGAAAGUAUUUAUAUAUUGUAGGUAGUGCGCAUAGAUUCAAAGCUAACGUACAUGAAAAUUAAUUAAUAUACGUCGCACACUGCGUGAUAAUCUGUUGUUGUCAUUUUAUGAGAAAACAAAAAUUAAAAAAAAUAAAAAAGAAAAUUAUCCCAAAACAAUUAAAAGAGUCUGAUUUCGAAAAUAAAAAAGUGUCGAAAAAAAAAUUGUUGAGAUUAAUUGUUUAUAGUUUACUUCGAUGUUAAGUUUUUUUUCUAAAAUAAAAAAAAGGAAGGAAAAUAAAAUGCGAGUUUGUAUUUUUUAUCUGUAUUACACUAUAUAAGAUGAUUAAGAUCGAUUAUUAUUGUAGAUUUAAGGCACGCAGAUACUUCGCUCGUGGCAACAAGUGAUUGUGAAUUUAAAAAUAAUUCUACGCACUUGAACUGAACAAUAUUCAUUAACAAUUUUACGUUAAAAUUGUUGUCUCAUUAAUUAAUAAAUAAUACCAAAAAAAACAACAAAUAUCUAAUAAUUAUAAAAAAUUAUUUUCGUCAAAUGAGUAUUAAAAAAAAAUCUAAGACGAAAAGAAAUUCAAACCGCACAAUUGAAUUGAAAAAUAAAUGGACUGAUUAAAUUUAUG